This is a messenger RNA of Papaver somniferum (opium poppy), 993 nucleotides long. Its product is annotated as membrane steroid-binding protein 1-like. Gene Ontology annotation, cellular component: endomembrane system; membrane. NCBI's taxonomy places the organism in Eukaryota, Viridiplantae, Streptophyta, Magnoliopsida, Ranunculales, Papaveraceae. The record is from RefSeq and is a predicted model, not a curated record. The transcript has 2 exons. The coding region runs from base 113 to 748 and encodes 211 amino acids.
GGUGUGAGACUGAAGAAAAUCCCCAAUCCAAUCCACUAAUCCAGAGAGGAGUGAGUAGAGAUUUGGUAUUUGAGCUCCCUUCCUGCAGAUAGUCUGACUAGCAAGUAGAAUCAUGGCGAAUUUAGAGUUGUGGGAAACGUUUAAACAAUCAAUUACAGCAUAUACAGGAUUAAGUCCUGCAACUUUCUUCACAGUGGUAGCAUUGGCUUUAGCUUUUUACUAUGUUGUUUCUGGUUUAUUUGGUUCAAAUCCAGCACCACCACAGAGGCAUAGAGAAAUUGAAGAAGAAAGGGAACCUUUACCACCACCUGUUCAAUUAGGUGAGAUUAGUGAAGAUGAACUCAAAGCUUAUGAUGGUUCUGAUCCUAAAAAACCAUUGCUUAUGGCUAUUAAAGGACAGAUCUAUGAUGUUUCUCAGAGCAGGAUGUUUUAUGGACCUGGUGGCCCAUAUGCUUUGUUCACCGGUAAAGAUGCUAGUAGAGCUCUUGCAAAGAUGUCCUUUGAAGAUAAGGAUCUAACUGGCGACACCACCGGUCUUGGCCCCUUUGAACUUGAGGCUUUACAAGAUUGGGAGUACAAAUUCAUGAGCAAGUAUGUCAAGGUUGGUACUGUCAAAAAAACCAUGCCAGUUGUUGAUGGAUCUUCAACCUCUGAAGCUGCAGCAGAGAAUGCGCCACCUGCAGAGAAUGCUGCACCAGCAGAAACCUCCGAGGAGCACCAUACUACAGAAGAAGUAAAAGCUGAAUAGGGUGGAAAGGAGUAGCUUCUUGCUUAGUCUUCUUUCUUGGUGUUUACAGUUAAACUUGGUACAUUCAGAUUGUUGUAAUAAAGAUAUAUAAAGGGAAUAGAGGACAUGUUAAAAACUUCAAAGCUGCAGUUUAGUCUUUCCAAGUGACACUAGUGACGCUUUUAUUAAGUACGUGAAUUUUCUACGAUAGUUGAAUUUUGGUGUUGCUUUUUAAUGCAUUAAUAGGUUACAUUGUUGUUUCGGCA